This is a messenger RNA of Mollisia scopiformis, 624 nucleotides long. RefSeq lists its product as uncharacterized. The transcript has 2 exons. Bases 1 to 624 code for a protein of 207 amino acids. NCBI's taxonomy places the organism in Eukaryota, Fungi, Ascomycota, Leotiomycetes, Helotiales, Mollisiaceae. The record is from RefSeq and is a predicted model, not a curated record.
AUGCACUCAGCUCUGCUGUUGCUACAGGAAUAUGCCAAGUCUUUCAAUAGGCAUAUGCCUCGAGAUAUUCAAGCUCUGGUAUUAAAGAACCAGGAUCAUUUCGACUACUUGUUCUUUGUGCUUGAUAGGGCUUCUAUCCUAGACAAGGUUACUGCAGCUGUCAAAUUCAACAACCUUCAUAAUUUCAAAUCGUUGUUCCGUACCGCCGUGGAUCACUUGAACGAUCAGCUUCUCGAGAUCCGAUACGCUCGAAAAGCCCUUUUCACGUGCGAAGUAGACAAUGAUUCUGCUGUUGAUAUGCACCCCGCGGAUCCGGCUUCAGUAGACCAUAUCGACUGGAACACCCGGGAACCCGAAAUGGGUCCAUUUUGUGGCCAGAAUAUCGAUGACACAAAUUCUAGCGAUGAGAAUAGUGAUGGCGGAAACCAGGGGACUAAUGGCGACAGCGAGGGUGGCGAACAAGACAAGGAUGUUACGGAGGAAGGAAACAUCACUGCUUUGUCUCAAAGUGAAGAGGAGUUGACUGAUGAACAAGAUGAUCUUGAAUCCACACUUGGCGAACUAGGAGAUGGGUUUGGACUUGCUGACGAGUCAACUGGCGGAAGGCUUGUUGAUCUUGUCUGA